Arabidopsis lyrata subsp. lyrata is the source of this 1192-nucleotide messenger RNA. RefSeq names its product probable E3 ubiquitin-protein ligase RHY1A. Lineage: Eukaryota; Viridiplantae; Streptophyta; Magnoliopsida; Brassicales; Brassicaceae. The transcript is spliced from 3 exons. The coding region runs from base 173 to 919 and encodes 248 amino acids. The record is from RefSeq and is a predicted model, not a curated record.
GAUGUUUUGUCUUCCCUCCGACAACAACGAGUGGGAGCUGACGUCACCUUUUCACUGCAGUUUGCUUUUACUUUUCCUCGCUAUUCUCUCUCCCCUCUCUCUGUCCUCCUUAUCUCAUCCGUCUCUGCACUUGUUUCAGAUCAUAUAAACGAAUUCGGUGAUUGAUCGGUGCAUGACGAGCGCAUCAGAACUCUUCUCUACACGAAGAUCACGUCCGGGUCGAUCCGACCCGGAUUUAGAAUCGAACACUUCUUCUUAUCGACACCACGGUACCCAUCAUCAUCGCCGUCACGGUACCCAUCAUCAUAACCAACGACAUGACUCCGACGGCUGUGAUCCUCUCCGGCGACCCACUCCCCGUCUCCGACGCUUCUGUCACCACCCGGAACGUAGACCUAUUCGUGAUGUUCAAGGCACUGGUCAGUAUUUGAAUACGGACAGUACUGAUACUGAAACUCAAAGUAGCAGCUUUGUUAACCUAAAUGGAUCCGAGAGGCUUCCUGGAGCUGUGCUGCUUGCAAGAGCAAGACUUUUCGAAAGAUUGAGAGGUGUUUCUUUGUCUAGUAACAGUCGAGGCAAUAGAGUUUCAGUGGGAGAUGAUCAAAGGGAGUCUUCAUUUCAUUCUGUAGAUGGUGAUCCAAUUUUUCAACUAGAAGGGCUUCAAGUGACCUAUGAAUGCAACAAGAAACCACAAGGUCUCACACAAGAUGCUAUUAACUGUUUACACCGGCAAACUUUUAGAUCAGCCGAGGUUAAAACCGAGAUGAGGGAUUGUAGCAUAUGUUUAGAGAGUUUCACUAAAGGCGACAUGCUUAUAUCCUUACCCUGUACCCAUAGUUUCCAUUCUUCUUGCUUAAACCCUUGGCUUAAAGCUUGUGGAGAUUGUCCUUAUUGCCGUAGAGCCAUAUCUAAGGAAUAGAAACUUGUAAAUAUAAUCUUUGCCUAACCAUAGGCCAUAGCCACGCACAUCUUCUCUUCUUCUUGCUGCUAUAGACAUCCUCAAAUCGGUCUUCCAGUUUUAUCGCCCAUGAGUGUUUUUCCACUGUCACAUGUUUGUGUUUGUAACGGUUUUUGUUGUGCCAUUAGUUAGUUCAAGCGUUGAUAUUGUAUGAUGUGAAUCUUUUGAGUUUUCUUCACUGUGAUCUCUCUUUUAAUGCCUUAUUGGUUAUAUCAAAGAGACUUUUUUCCCAAA